AGGGGAGAGUCCGGGAGAGGGAGGGAGGAGCGGCGGCGCCGGGGGCAGCUCCGCCAGCCGGCCCCUUCCCCCGCGCCCGCGCCCACCCGGAAUGAUGAAGAAGAACAAUUCCACCAAGAGGGGGCUUCAGGAUGGCAGUCACCCGUCCGCGCCGCCCGAGAAGGUCGGCUGGGUCCGGAAAUUCUGCGGGAAAGGGAUUUUCAGGGAGAUUUGGAAAAACCGUUAUGUGGUGCUGAAGGGGGACCAGCUGUACGUCUCUGAGAAGGAGGUAAAAGAUGAGAAAAAUAUUCAAGAGGUGUUUGACCUGAGUGACUAUGAGAAGUGUGAAGAGCUCCGGAAAUCCAAGAGCAGGAGCAAGAAAAAUCACAGCAAGUUUACUCUUGCCCACUCCAAACAGCCCGGCAACACGGCUCCCAACCUGAUCUUCCUGGCAGUGAGUCCAGAAGAGAAGGAAUCAUGGAUCAAUGCCCUCAACUCUGCUAUCACCCGAGCCAAGAACCGCAUCUUGGAUGAGGUCACCGUUGAGGAGGACAGCUAUCUCGCCCACCCCACUCGAGACAGGGCAAAAAUCCAGCACUCCCGCCGCCCCCCAACUCGGGGACACCUGAUGGCCGUGGCUUCCACCUCUACCUCGGAUGGGAUGCUGACUCUGGACCUGAUCCAGGAGGAAGACCCUUCCCCUGAGGAGCCGACCUCUUGCGCCGAGAGCUUUCGGGUGGACCUGGACAAGUCUGUGGCGCAGCUGGCCGGCAGCCGGCGGAGGGCCGACUCGGACCGCACCCAGCCCUCCUCAGACCGAGCCAGCGGCCUCCCCCGGUCUUGGGAGAAGCCAGACAGAGGGGCCACCUACACCCCCCAGGCACCUAAGAGGUUGACCCCCGCAGAGAAGGGCCGCUGCGCCUCCCUGGAGGAGAUCCUGUCUCAGCGGGAUGCCGCCCCGGCCCUCGUCGCACCGCCCCCGGGGCAGCUGUCCCGGAUCCAGGACCUGGUGGCGAGGAAACUGGAGAAGACUCAGGAGCUGCUGGCGGAGGUUCAGGGACUGGGAGACGGGAAGCGAAAGGCCAAGGACCCCCCUCGCUCUCCUCCCGAUUCUGAGUCAGAGCAGCUGCUGCUGGAGACGGAGCGACUGCUGGGAGAGGCGUCGUCGAACUGGAGCCAGGCGAAGAGGGUGCUGCAGGAGGUCAGGGAGCUGAGGGACCUGUACAGACAGAUGGACCUGCAGACCCCCGACUCCCACCUCAGGCCAGCCGCUCCGCACAGUCAGUACCGGAAGAGCCUGAUGUGAAGGAGCGGGGGCGGCUGGAGCUUGGCGGGUGGGGGACACGGACUCUUAUCUCCGAGUGUUGCAGGAUAAAGCUUUUUUAUUUACCUCAGUCAAAAAAAGGAAAAAAAAAAAAAACGCACAAA
This is a messenger RNA of Ailuropoda melanoleuca (giant panda), 1407 nucleotides long. RefSeq names its product pleckstrin homology domain containing O1 (gene PLEKHO1). The record is from RefSeq and is a predicted model, not a curated record. The transcript has 6 exons. Gene Ontology annotation, cellular component: ruffle membrane; muscle cell projection membrane. Gene Ontology annotation, biological process: regulation of myoblast fusion. NCBI's taxonomy places the organism in Eukaryota, Metazoa, Chordata, Mammalia, Carnivora, Ursidae. The coding region runs from base 92 to 1285 and encodes 397 amino acids.